AACCAGGUGGAUAUCCCAUCACAAUCAAUCCGUUCUUUGGCAUUGACCACUGAACUGCCCCAUCCGCCCGCUUUGAUCUUCGCGAUGAUUUCCGAGAACGCCUCUCCCGCUCUCCCUCGGUCCGGCGCCGGAUUCAGGACGCAUCGAUCGACGAGGACAUGGUGGUGAGCGCCGGCGCCACGGAAGCCUGAGCCUCUCCGGGGACCACAUGCGGCUCCUCGGCCCCCUCUCUCUCUUGUGGGCGUCGCUGCUCAAGCUGCUGAGCGGCGGGAGCGUUGGCGGCGGCGGCGGCGAGGACGGCGUCUCCGCGAUCCAACAAUGCUCCCGCCAGGUCCUCGCGGCCGUCGCCCUCGUGCUGAUCGCGCGGUUAGGGCUCAAGGCCUUGCCGAAAUUGGGGGAUUCAGAUGAGGUUUCUCGAAAUCGCGUCGAUUUGAAGGCUCUGAAGGCUCUCGAUUCGCCGGAAUCGCACGAAUCGGUGACCGGUAAAGCGCUCGUGAGGGGAAGCGCGGGUAAAGCCAACAAACUCGUCGAAGAAGAAGAUGAGGAGGCGGAGGAGGAGGAGGAGGAGGAUAGAGAAUGCUCCUGUCUAGAGGAUGAAGUGUUCGACGUUCUAGCGCUGAGGAAGAUGGUGAAGAUCGAGAGGCGGAGAGCAAUCGCGGCGACGAAGGAGCUCGAGAAGGAGCGGAUCGCGGCCGCGUCGGCCGCCGACGAGGCCAUGUCCCUGAUACUGCGGCUGCAGAGCGAGAAGAGCGCGAUCGAGAUGACAGCCAACCAGGACCGCCGGCUAGCGGAGCAGAAGCAGCAGUACGACUGGGAGGUGAUCGAGUCGCUCCGGCGGAUGGUGGCGAGCCAGGAGUCGCGGCGGAGGGCGUUGGAAGAACGGUUGAGGUCGUGCAGGCGGAGGUUGAGGAGGACGCGGGCCAGCAGCGAGGGCUCGAGCGGCGUCGAAGGCGAGGGUUGUUUCGGCGGCGGCGGCGGCGGCGGCUCCGCCUCGGAAGAGAGCGUCGGCGGUGCAGUGACGAGCAGUGGAGAAGAAGAAGAAGAAGAAGAGGGAAAGAGUCUGGACGAUGUACUGAGAAGCUCGCUGGAGCUUGAUUCGCUGAUUGAGGAAUGAUCGAUCCUACUGUUACUCUGGAUCUCACCGCCCACCAUUUUUUUGUCUUUUUCUGCUUGAAGCUGCUAUAGUCAUUCCAUAAAUUGAACAAAAAACGUAAUUAGUAAUUGUGAAGAUUAACUCGUAUAUAUCCAUUCGAAAUAUAAAGACAACGAGAAAUCUCCAGAGUUGUUAUUUUCCUUUC
Molecule: messenger RNA, 1298 nt
Organism: Eucalyptus grandis
Lineage: Eukaryota; Viridiplantae; Streptophyta; Magnoliopsida; Myrtales; Myrtaceae
Product: probable myosin-binding protein 5
Exons: 2
Coding region: 209-1114 (301 amino acids)
Source: RefSeq, a predicted model, not a curated record